Molecule: messenger RNA, 2955 nt
Organism: Orbicella faveolata
Lineage: Eukaryota; Metazoa; Cnidaria; Anthozoa; Scleractinia; Merulinidae
Product: radial spoke head 10 homolog B-like
Source: RefSeq, a predicted model, not a curated record
ACAACGAUACAUUCAUCCGGGAUAUGGGAAAAUGUCGUUCUCGUCUCGAAGCAACAGUUUUCUUCGUGUUUAUGGAGUAGUGCAAAAUGCCUGAACAAUCGCCUGAAAAUCUUCAGGUCGAAACAAAAGACACAGAGCCCGAAGAAGGCAGUGCUGAUAAAGAGCAAGAGGCAGAAACAAAGCCGCAGGAAGAUGUGCUUGAUGGAGAUGACAUCAAGAAGAAAGAUCCGUACGAUGCCAUGCGACAAGAACCUCAUCUCACCAACUUGAUUGUGGAAUCAUAUCUCGGAGAGAAAAACGAGCUGGGUUUUUUUCAUGGAGUUGGGACAGCCUAUUUCCGGGGUAAUCAUGUGUACUCUGGGUCGUUUGUGAACGGUUUGAUGGACGGGAAAGGGCAAUACAUGUGGGCUAAUGGCAUUAGAUAUGAGGGAGAUUUCAAGAACAACAUCAUUGAAGGUACAGGUUUGUACACUUGGACUGAUGAAAGCACCUACGAGGGUGAAGUGAGGGGUGGCUUGAGACAUGGCCAAGGCACAUUCACCUGUGGAACAAUUCCUUCUUCAUACACUGGAGAAUGGAAAUAUGGCAGACGCUGUGGAGAAGGAGUUCUGCGCUAUGGCAAAGAAGGCUUGUCAUAUUAUGAUGGACACUGGAUGAACAACAAGAGGCAUGGAUUUGGCAUGAGGAGGUAUGCCUCAGGGAAUAUAUACAAAGGAGAUUGGAGGGACAAUGUCAGGCAUGGUACAGGAACUAUGCACUGGUACGACAAGAAUGAGAGAUAUGAAGGGCAGUGGGAGAAUGGUGUUCAGCAUGGCCGCGGAGAACAUUCCUGGUAUUUGAAGCGUGUUCCUGGCUCCCAGUACCCCCUGCGUAAUUACUAUGUUGGGGAGUGGGUGAGUGGACUGCGUCAUGGUCAUGGAACAUUUUACUAUGCCACAGGUGCUAGGUAUGUGGGCGAAUGGAUGAACAACAUGAAGCAUGGCCAUGGCAAGUACAUAUUCAAGAACGGUUUGGUAUUUGAAGGUACUUUUGAACUGGAUCACAUGUUGGACUUUCCAGAAAUUAACCCCUCUGGCAUGGUGACCCCUGACAUAAUGAACUCUGGGCUUCCAAUUCGACCUGGCACCCCAGUGCGAUCUGCAUCGCCUUUCAUGACCCUAGAAAAUUCUGCAAAUCCACUUAACUUGAGUAUUGAUCUUCUUUUUGAUGAGAGGGAUCUUGAUUUGUAUGAGCGGGAUGAUGAACUCCAACGGGUCACCCAUGUAAUGCUACGGCAUGUUAGCAAACUGAAGAAGAUUUACAGUUUCUACUCUUGCCUUGGUCGGCAGGAGUCUGUUGAUAACACUUUUGUCAUGAGUCGCCUUCAGUUCUGGCGCUUCUUAAAGGACUGUAAAGUCCAUCAUCAUGGCUUUACUAUAUCAGAGUUGGACCGUACUAUUGCACCAGAUAACACGAAUGAUGUUCAUGAGCCACAGCAUGAGGUUCUCAUGCGAGAAUUUUUGAAUGCGAUUAUCAUCAUUGCAUACCAUCUUUAUAACGAAGACCACCAUGGCCAAGAACCUCUUCUUCCGUGGUGUGUGUCACAGCUCAUCACAGAAAACAUCAUGAAGAAUCCUUGCAAAGUUGGUGGAAGCUUGUUUAUGGAUGACCAAAGAGCCAUUGAAGCUGUGAAGUACAUGUCUAAGAGCUGGGACAUUUUUUGUGGUUUGUGCAUUCCAAACACACACUACCCACAUGAACUGAUAUUUAAAUCCAGACAGUUUGUGUUUGUGCUCAGUGACUUCCGUCUCAUCAAUUCAGACUUGAGUCCCAAGGAAGUGCUGCAGAUUCUUGCCAAGGAUAACCCAGAAUUGGCGCAAGAGGACUUCUGUAAUCUUGAGCUGGAGAUGACUUUCCUGGAGUUUUUUGAAGCCCUUAUUGACUGUGCUACAGUCUAUGUUACAGACGCAGUUCUAAAAGGACAUCUCUCACCGAAAGAAACCCCAGUUCCAUCUUCCAGGUCCCAAAGUGCUGCAAGCUUCACUCCAGCUACGUCAAAACCAGGGAUAGACAGCCCAGAUGAAGAUCAGUUUCCAACUGCAAACUCAGCUACUGAGACCCCAGGAGGUGCAGAGUCACCUGACAGAGUAUCCAGAGUCAUGUCUGUGACGUCAGAGCCGAAGGUUCCUCGCACACCAUCAGCUGAAUCACCAACAAAAAGCAGAGAGGCCCCUGUUCCCAGGCAUACUGCCUCUGCAAAAAGCACUGAACUUCUCCCAAACUCACAAGAAGGCAGUAAAAGAAUCCCAUCAGUUCACUCUAGUGCAAAUGCUGCUAAUCAGUCUUCUGGAACUGUGGGAUUUGAAGAAGGAGAACCUGACAACCUGGUCGAGGUUCAAAGCCCAAGUCUUGGAGUUCCAGCUGACCCCAGUCAAGUCGAUCAGCCUGAUCAACUACACAUCUGGUGCUUGCAGCUCGACAUCUUCUUUGAUAAGUUCUUUCAAGCUGCAGAUCACUUGGAGAUGAUCAAGCGAGCACAAGAGAAAAAAUCUUGAGUCAACCGGCCUGUGUAUUUAUAAUGUAAGAAGUUCGUGCGGUCAUGUGAAUGUUCCCUUUCGAACCUUAAAUUGUACAUGUGAACAUUAGGGUGGCAUUGUGACAAGUUUAAUUAUUUAAGGCCAUACUGACGGCCUCUUGACAAUGUUCAUUUUGUCUUUAAUUUGAUAUUUGUUUAUAGAGGAAAUAUUAGGUCGUCUUUUAAUCCUUUGGUAAAUGGAUUAACUCCAUCAUGGUACAUUGUAUAAAAGUGUUGUUAGGAUUUUUUUUAGGUGUUUGCAUGUACUCCAGCUGGAGGAAUUUCUAAUUUCAGGCUCCGUAAUGUAGCAGUUUGCCGUAUUUUAAUCCAUAACAUGGGAAAAUUCCUCAAGGAUGAGCUGUCAAACAUUUAGUGCUAAUAAAACUUACUGAUGUCUUUUA